GCCUGAAAUUAGUUCAUAUCACAAGCUAGUCGUAAACACAACAAAUAUACAUUUUUCGAAAAGUUUUCUACGCGUAUUUUUACGAAAAUGUCUGAUGGCGAAAAUAACUUAUUAGAUCAGUUGGUGCCAGAGAUGAACGAGAGCGAAUCGAAUAGCUCAACUGAAGAAGAAGAAGAAGAAGAAGCAGCUCCCAGUGCACCGCGUGUGCGUAGACGAAUCAGGAAGACGAAUCGUCGUUCAUCCCUGGGGACUACACAACGUCAGACGACCAAUGACAGUGGCGGUGGUGUUAACGCUGAUGCUGCCAUUUCGCUAUUCGAACAUAUGGCAAAUAUGACUGCGAUUUCUUCUCGUUCGGCAGUUACUAUGAGGCGUAGCACUCGACGUAACGCGACUGCGUUAAGCCGAGCCGGAGCCGGAGCCAGCGCUCGUGCUCCUUCUCGUCCAUUAUCGAAUGAGCUGCGUGGAUGUCGCCACUGCAUUUGCACCGUACUAAACGGUCGUGUCUAUAAACUGCUGGAUUUGCCAUAUCUGCAACUGAAACGUGUGCGCUCUCGUAGAUCUCGUACAUCUUAAAGUGAAUUUCUUAAUUUUAGUUUUUUUUUUUGGUUGCACACAAAUGUAAACGAAAUGCAGAUUUUGUGCAAUAAAUGCAAUUUUGAAA
Molecule: messenger RNA, 664 nt
Organism: Drosophila busckii
Lineage: Eukaryota; Metazoa; Arthropoda; Insecta; Diptera; Drosophilidae
Exons: 2
Coding region: 88-576 (162 amino acids)
Source: RefSeq, a predicted model, not a curated record